This is a messenger RNA of Stereum hirsutum FP-91666 SS1, 1605 nucleotides long. RefSeq lists its product as uncharacterized. Bases 1 to 1605 code for a protein of 534 amino acids. NCBI's taxonomy places the organism in Eukaryota, Fungi, Basidiomycota, Agaricomycetes, Russulales, Stereaceae. The transcript has 14 exons. The record is from RefSeq and is a predicted model, not a curated record.
AUGGAAAGUACUUCUAUCGAGGAGCUGAAUAUUUUAAGAGAGGUAUCCCCUGUCUGGGUGUGGCGACUCGGUCACAGCGCGUCACCGCUGCUCGAUGGUGACCGCGAACGACCGGCGUUGGGCAGCUCAGCCCAGCUAACAAAAAGUUAUCUAACACUUCCGAAGGAGCUGUGGCAGGAAUCAUGUGGAGUAGGCUCCAUGACCGAGACUAGUACGAUUCUGCUUGUAUUGCAGCUCGGGGACUUCAUAGGCUUGAUUGUCAAUUGUAAUUCUUCAGCACCUAUCACUGGUAACCUCUAUACCUCACUCACCUCUGCUCUCUUGCCCAACGACGAGACUAAGCAGUCCAUGUUGGACGAUAUGGUCAGGAAGGGAGAGGCGGCGGGUAGAGAUGCAUAUGUCGGGGGGUUUCUUUUUUCGCCCAGAGAUGUCGGCUCCGCGAAACUCAUCAUUUGUGUCGGUUGCCUCAAGUCCGACUUCAACACCGACAACUUCACAUACCCCACCCCCAAACAGCGCACCAUCGAGCUCCACUCUGACCACACCCUCGCCAACAGCUCGUCCCGAAAUUCGUUCCGUCUUGCCGUCUGCGCCUCCAAGUUGUCCGUCCCCCAGUUUGAGGCGAGGUUCCCCACUAAGGAUCCCCUCUGUGAGGAGACGACCAGCCAUGUGUGGAUGUGGCCGAGGAUAGGCCAGUUCUUCAGGGAGAAGGACGUGAUUGUGAGUGAGACGGCCAAAUUCCCUGAGGAAGUUUCGGAUGGACGGCCGGCUCCACGCCCGGUGCUGCCCUCGCUGUCCACCACCAGAACUUCAGGGCUAUCACAUAAGGAUGGCAUCGGAGUCGCAAGCCUGUCAGCACGCCCACACAUCAUGGCAUCCACCAUCGACUCAGACCCAGCACACGAAGGGUUGCCUAUUACCCACGCUGAGCUUCUUGCUCGCAUCGUCGCGGUCGAAUCCCGACUUCGACGCACUGUCGAGAACCAGAUCCGAUUUGAAGGAAUGGUCUCGCGGCUGUUGUCAGAGAUAAAUGCUAUCAAUGACAGAUGCUCGGAGACGGACAAGAUCUGUACAGAUAAUUGUCGGGAUAUAGUGAUCAUUGAUAACAACGUCUCUACUCUGAAUGCUCGUGUGGAGGAAGGGUACGAUGAUCUCAAGGCUCACUGCGCCCGAAUCGCAACGCUAUACCAUCGUCGAUAUCGACAGUAUUGUGCUUAUCCCAUAAAUCUGUUUGGUCAGGAUUCGUUCUCGGCUCACUAUAAGCAAGACCAGGCACCAACUGGCGUUCAAGAAAAGCCUGACAUUCAAAUGCAGGGACUAAUUCGUCUUACCCAAAUUCAACACUGGUCAGAGGAGGGGGGCGGGCUCCACGAUGUACUUCUUGAUACUCAGCCAAGCGACCGAGGGUUCGGACGUACCCGUGCCAGCCAUAACAUUGCGGCUGGUGCUGCCUUGUCGAGUCGCCAUGGCGUUGGCCCUACACCACCCAUCCUGCCAUCGAAGCCAUACAGCGCCUAUAUGUCUCUCUCGAGAAACGCUCGACCUCGCCAUUGUUCGCUCUCAACUAGUACGUCAAGCGCCAACGGUCAGAUACCUAGUGCCUGA